AUGGAUACCAAAGGAAGACUUGUUGCAGGUUCUCACAACAGGAAUGAGUUUGUUCUCAUCAAUGCUGAUGAGGUUUCAAGAGUAACAUCUGUCAAAGAACUGAGUGGGCAGAUUUGCCAGAUCUGUGGGGAUGAGAUAGAGAUAACAGUGGAUGGGGAGCCAUUUGUUGCUUGCAAUGAAUGUGCAUUUCCUGUUUGCAGAUCUUGCUAUGAGUAUGAAAGAAGAGAGGGCAAUCAAGCCUGCCCUCAGUGCAAAACCAGAUACAAGCGCCUCAAAGGGAGUCCAAGAGUUGAAGGUGAUGAAGAAGAGGAUGAUAUUGAUGAUUUGGAGAAUGAGUUUGAUAUUUCAAGCAAUGAUAGGAGAGAUCCUCACCACAUUGCCGAGGCAGUUCUGGCUGCUCGCCUUAAUAUCGGACGGGGAUCCCACGUCCAUGGUUCAGGGAUUAGCACACCAGCAGAAUUUGACUCUGCCUCCAUUGCUUCCGAGAUCCCUCUGCUGACCUAUGGCCAAGAGGAUGUUGGGAUUGCCUCUGAUAAGCACGCUCUUAUUAUUCCCCCAUUUAUGAGUCGAGGAAAACGGGUUCAUCCAAUGCCGACCACUGAUUCUUCUAUGUCCUUUCCACCCAGGCCAAUGGAUCCUAAGAAAGACUUAGCUGUAUAUGGUUAUGGAACUGUUGCAUGGAAGGAGCGAAUGGAGGACUGGAAGAAGAAGCAAAAUGAAAAACUUCAGGUGGUGAAGCACCAAGGAGGAAAUGAUGGUGGAAACAAUAAUGGAAAUGAGCCGGAUGAUCCCGAUUUACCCAAGAUGGAUGAAGGCAGGCAGCCGCUUUCGAGGAAGUUACCCAUUCCUUCGAGCAAGAUAAAUCCAUAUAGAAUGAUAAUCUUACUCCGUCUUGCAAUUCUUGGCCUCUUUUUCCACUAUAGAAUUCUCCAUCCAGUCAACAACGCAUAUGGAUUGUGGUUAACAUCUAUAAUAUGUGAAAUUUGGUUUGGCUUGUCGUGGAUAUUGGAUCAGUUUCCUAAGUGGUAUCCGAUUGAGAGAGAAACAUACCUUGAUAGAUUAUCACUCAGGUAUGAGAAAGAAGGGAAGCCAUCUGAGUUGGCCGAUCUAGACGUAUUUGUUAGUACUGUUGAUCCUCUUAAGGAACCUCCACUUAUCACAGCAAACACAGUUCUGUCCAUCCUCUCUGUAGAUUAUCCAGUUGACAAAGUUGCAUGCUAUGUCUCUGAUGAUGGUGCUGCAAUGCUCACUUUUGAAGCCCUCUCAGAGACAUCUGAGUUUGCAAGAAAGUGGGUUCCAUUCUGCAAGAAGUACAGUAUUGAACCCCGGGCCCCAGAGUGGUACUUUGCACAAAAAGUUGACUAUUUGAGAGACAAAGUAGAUCCGACAUUUGUCAGGGAACGUCGAGCCAUUAAGAGAGAGUAUGAAGAGUUCAAAGUUAGGAUAAAUGGGUUGGUCGCCACAGCACAGAAAGUUCCCGAGGAGGGUUGGACGAUGCAGGACGGGACUCCAUGGCCUGGGAACAAUGUCAGGGAUCAUCCUGGAAUGAUUCAGGUUUUCCUUGGGCAAAAUGGUGUUCGUGAUGUGGAAGGAAAUGAAUUACCACGUCUGGUUUAUGUGUCCCGUGAAAAGAGACCAGGUUUUGAUCAUCACAAAAAAGCUGGGGCUAUGAAUUCUUUGGUACGGGUGUCAGCAAUCAUCUCAAAUGCUCCUUACAUACUGAAUGUUGAUUGUGAUCACUAUAUAAACAACAGCAGAGCACUUCGUGAAGCAAUGUGCUUCAUGAUGGACCCCACGUCAGGAAAGAAAAUCUGUUACGUACAAUUUCCUCAACGAUUUGAUGGGAUUGAUCGUCAUGAUAGAUACUCAAAUCGCAAUGUUGUAUUCUUUGAUAUCAAUAUGAAAGGUUUAGAUGGUAUCCAAGGACCCAUAUAUGUUGGAACUGGUUGUGUCUUCCGAAGGCAGGCACUGUAUGGAUAUGAUGCUCCUACCAAGAAGAAACCACCAGGGAAGACUUGUAAUUGUUUGCCAAAAUGGUGCUGCUGGUGUUGUGGAUCUAGAAAGAAGAACAAAAAAGCAAAGUCAAAUGAUAAAAAGAAAAAGAACAAGGAUGCUUCAAAGCAGAUACAUGCACUAGAAAAUAUUCAGGAGGGAAUUGAAGGAAUAGACAAUGAAAAGUCAUCCCUAAUACCCCAAAUAAAAUUUGAGAAAAAAUUUGGACAGUCGCCGGUUUUCAUUGCUUCUACACUCAUGGAAGACGGUGGAGUUCCGAAGGGAACAAGUUCGGCAUCACUCUUGAAAGAAGCCAUCCAUGUCAUUAGUUGUGGCUAUGAAGAUAAAACAGAAUGGGGGAAGGAGGUUGGGUGGAUAUAUGGCUCUGUUACAGAGGAUAUCCUAACGGGCUUCAAGAUGCAUUGCCAUGGCUGGCGAUCCGUGUAUUGCAUGCCCAAAAGGCCUGCAUUCAAGGGUUCAGCCCCUAUAAACUUAUCUGAUCGGCUUCACCAGGUGCUUCGGUGGGCGUUGGGAUCUGUUGAAAUAUUAUUGAGCAGGCACUGUCCAAUUUGGUAUGGAUAUGGGUGUGGUUUGAAAUGGUUGGAGCGCUUUUCUUAUAUAAACUCGGUUGUCUAUCCUUUGACAUCUAUCCCCUUGCUUGCCUACUGUUCCUUGCCGGCUGUCUGUCUCCUUACUGGGAAAUUCAUUGUCCCUGAGAUUAGCAACUAUGCCAGUAUCCUUUUCAUGGCUCUCUUUUUAUCCAUCGCUGCAACUAGCAUACUUGAGAUGCAGUGGGGACAUGUUGGCAUACAUGACUGGUGGAGGAAUGAACAGUUCUGGGUCAUUGGUGGUGCGUCAUCACACUUUUUCGCACUCAUCCAGGGUCUGCUCAAGGUUUUGGGCGGAGUUAACACAAACUUCACUGUCACAUCUAAAGCAGCGGAUGAUGGAGAGUUUUCUGAUCUAUACCUCUUUAAGUGGACGUCACUUUUGAUCCCUCCCAUGACCUUAUUGAUCAUAAACAUUAUUGGAGUCGUCGUUGGGAUUUCUGAUGCCAUCAACAAUGGUUACGACUCAUGGGGUCCUCUCUUUGGUAGGUUGUUCUUUGCCAUAUGGGUCAUUGUCCAUCUUUACCCAUUCCUAAAGGGUUUGGUGGGAAGACAGGAGAGACUCCCCACAAUCAUUGUGGUCUGGUCAAUUCUUCUCGCAUCGAUCUUCUCUCUAUUAUGGGUCCGAAUCAACCCAUUUGUAUCAAAAGGUGGUAUCGUAUUAGAAGUUUGCGGGCUGGAUUGUGACUAA
This is a messenger RNA of Prunus armeniaca (apricot), 3291 nucleotides long. NCBI's taxonomy places the organism in Eukaryota, Viridiplantae, Streptophyta, Magnoliopsida, Rosales, Rosaceae. The record is from the annotation of a GenBank genome assembly.